This is a messenger RNA of Misgurnus anguillicaudatus (oriental weatherfish), 2194 nucleotides long. RefSeq names its product failed axon connections homolog, metaxin like GST domain containing a (gene faxca). NCBI's taxonomy places the organism in Eukaryota, Metazoa, Chordata, Actinopteri, Cypriniformes, Cobitidae. The record is from RefSeq and is a predicted model, not a curated record. Gene Ontology annotation, cellular component: cytoplasm.
AGUCGACACACGAUAAAAGCGACCAAUAAGAGUGUGGAAUCUAAUUACUAGUACCGCCCCCCGCAGCAUCAGCAUCCAAACCCCCGCUGACGUCACGCACUCCGCUGUGUGCGGUAAACAGCGGCGGUGAGCGGCUGCGGAAGGAUGCCGACCCAACCGCGGGUCUGAGGCGACAUGCCCGCCGUCCUCUUCUUUAAACCCUCGGCCACCAUCAUCAUCACCCCCACCUACACCCCGCGGCACCGAUGAAGCCUCCCCUGUCGAACCGAAACCGGGCCGAAGGGCGGACAGAGGAGAGAGAGGAUGUUCUGGCGCAUCGGGUUCGCUUGGACCCGCUCGUGCGUGCUUGAGCUGGGCCGGAACAAGAGCUUCUCUCUGAGCUUAUGCGGGUUCGAGGAGCCUCUGUCGUUGUAUGGGUACAUCAUCGCUUAUCCGCUGCAGGAGUACGGAGGGAUCAUGUCUGCGUUUGUGUCCGACACCUGGUGGAGGAAGACGCUCUACAUCACCGGGGGCGCGCUGCUCGCCGCCGCUGCAUAUUUACUACACGAGCUACUAGUCAUCAGAAAGGAACAGGAGUUGGACUCUACAGACGCCAUCAUUCUACAUCAAUUUGCCCGACCCAACACUGGAGUCCCUAGCCUGUCCCCCUUUUGCCUCAAGAUAGAAACAUAUCUACGGAUGGCAGACCUGCCCUACCAGAACUAUUUCGAUGGGAAGUUGUCUCCUCAAGGGAAAAUGCCAUGGAUCGCUUAUAAUCAGGAGCAGGUGUGUGGAACAGAUUUCAUCAUUGACUUCCUGGAGGAGAAGCUCGGCGUGAAUCUCAACUCCAACCUGAGUCCUCAGGAGAAAGCCAUCUCGCGUGCCAUUACCAAAAUGGUGGAGGAGCACUUUUACUGGACGAUCGCGUACUGUCAGUGGGUUGACAAUGUGGAGGAGACGCAGAAGAUGUUGGCGACGAACGGGCCGCUGAGUGACCUGCUGAAGUGGAUCUUGAGUCAGGUGACCGGUGGGAUCGUAAAACAGGAGAUGUACGGCCACGGGAUCGGACGUUUCUCUAAAGAGGAGGUUUACACCCAGAUGGAGAAAGACAUGCGCACACUUGCCACACUACUUGGCAAUAAAAAGUAUCUAAUGGGCCCUGAGAUUUCCACAGUAGAUGCUGCCGUGUUUGGUCAUCUCGCUCAGGCCAUGUGGACUCUUCCUGGAACACGUCCGGAACAGCUUAUCAAAGGCGAGUUCAUCAAUCUGGCCAUGUACUGCGAACGAAUCCGCCGGAAAUUCUGGCCGGAAUGGUUCGUGGACGUCGACGACCUUUAUUACGACGGACUGAGCGAAGAACCGGCUUCUCCUUCCCAGCUUCCGGAUUUGGGUCUCUACUCACACAGCGACAGCUUCCAGGAGCAGGAAAGCCGUCCCUCGCACCGCGAAACACAGACUCCAGACAGCGACAACACCGGACGCUCUCUGUUUGAUUCAGACAUGGACACUGACGCGUCGGAAAUGGAGCAGCUGAAGGGUUAACCACACCCCUGAUGGCCACACCCCUUUCGUUCUCCCACGAACCCAUUAGCAGUGCAAUGGGUGGUCAAAUAAAGAUGUCACCGUGCUGAAAUAGCAGCGGUUUCUCCAGACUCUGACCAAUAAUGUGGACACUGAAGGUAUUAUGAAAAAUUACUGAGAGAAAGAAAUUUUAUGAAAUAGACCCGGGAAUACAAAUCAUAAGGAUGCACAAAUAAAAAAAAAUCAAGAAAUGAAAAGGAGUGAAUGACGUUUCUACUGAAUCACUCCUGCCGCAGUGUGACAUCAUCAUUGUGCUCAAUGACAUCACCACCAUUAUGUGACCGUCCGUUCUGACAUUUAUGAUUAUUAUUAUAAUACGGGUAGUCAGUGCAAAAGAAGGAUUUUAGGUAAUGAUUGAUAAAAUGUAGAUAGAUAUUGUGUGGUUCCUAAAACACUUUUUGCCUUUACUGAUUUGAACUGCAUAUCUGUGUGUAAAGUUUUAUUUAAGGCAGAUUUCCAAAGAGAAAAGACGUUGUUUAGAAAGACGGGGAGAAGUGAUGUGAUUUUAACGAGUAAAAACUAGCAACGAAGAGACAUUAUCAAAUCUAUGUUGACAUCAUUCUGGAAAACAUUAUGGACUGUUAGUCUGCAUGCUCAGCUCAUUGUCUUAAGUUCACCUAAAAAUUCAACCAUU